CACACACCCCCACACCCUCGAGUGAGAGCGUUUCUGGCAUCCCAGCUGCGGGAAGAGCUUCGACCAGUUACACGGACUGCCGGAAACAACUAAACGUCACGCCGUUCAUGGCUUGGGGGGGCAGGGUGGUGAGAGACCGGACACGUGUCCCCCAAGCGGACGGAUAAGACGCCGACUGGUUGCUGAACCUGGAGAGAGAGAGACGAGGAGGAGGCCCAAACCGGGCGGGGGGAGAGAGACGGUGCUCGUUUUGCGUGAGAGAGAGAGAGAGAGCGCGGAUGGUUUCGCCCCCACUGAUGAUAAAGCAGCCGGACUGUGCCGACCGGGAGCCGUUUGCCUGCACCGACUGCGCUGGGAGACUCCCCCCCGGGGGCGCCCCGGGCUGCGGGCUCCGCGGCGGGGGGAGGCCCUUCGCCUGCUCCGUGCGGGGGGAGGGGCUCGCCCGGCGGGUCCGCACCAGCGAGCGGCCCUUCGCCUGCCCCGAGUGCGGCGAGGCCUUCACCCGGGCCUCCAGCCUGAGGACCCACCGGCGGGCCCACACCGGCGAGCGGCCCUUCGCCUGCCCCGAGUGCGGGGAGCAGUUCACCCGGGCCUCCAGCCUGAGGACCCACCGGCGGGUCCACACCGGGGAGAGGCCCUUCACCUGCCCCGACUGCGGGAAGGGCUUCACCCGCUCGUCCCACCUGCUGCGGCACCGGCGGGUCCACACCGGGGAGCGGCCCUUCACCUGCUCCGAGUGCGGGAAGGGCUUCAGCCAGUCCUCCAACCUGACCACGCACCGGUACGUCCACGCGGCAGAGAGGCCCUUCACCUGCACCGCCUGCGGGAAGGGCUUCACCCGCUCCUCCCACCUGCUGUCCCACCGGCGGCUCCACGCCGACGAGAGGCCCUUCGCCUGCCCCGUGUGCGGGAAGGGGUUCACCCAGCCCUCCGCCCUGCAGACCCACCAGCGCACGCACACCGGGGAGAGGCCCUUCACCUGCCCAGUGUGCGGGAGGGGCUUCUCCCGCUCCUCCAACCUGCUGACGCACCAGCGGGUUCACACCGGGGAGAGGCCCUUCCCCUGCACCACCUGUGGCAAGAGAUUCACCCGCUCGUCCUACCUGCUGAAUCACCGGUGUGCUCACACGUGACUGGGCGGGGCGGGUAGGGGUGUUGUAUUCUGCUGUCACUGCUGCCGUUAAUCACAAUCCAGGACUAAUACUCUCCCAUCACUGGCCUGGGGUUUAGUAACCUGGAUACCCGUGUAAUAAAUCAGCUCCCUUUCAAACACUCAUUGCGUCGAGUUCCUUGAUGCCUCCGUGAUAAGAGGCGACUAGGUCACAAGAUCAUAAGCAAUAGGAAAAGGAGUCCCUGCCAUUCAGCCCAUCAAGCCUGCUCUGCCCUUCAAUGAGAUCAUGGCUGCUUUGAUCAUCACCUCGACUGCACUUUCCCGCUAGUCCCCCAUAACCCUUGACUCCCUUGUCGAUCAAAAACCUGUCUAACUCCGCCUUGAAUGUAUUCAAUGACUCUGCCUCCACUGCUCACUGGGCAAGAGAAUUCCAGAGGCUAAUGACCCACUG
Messenger RNA from Carcharodon carcharias (great white shark), 1562 nucleotides. Its product is annotated as zinc finger protein 239-like. The coding region runs from base 279 to 1133 and encodes 284 amino acids. The record is from RefSeq and is a predicted model, not a curated record. The transcript has a single exon. Lineage: Eukaryota; Metazoa; Chordata; Chondrichthyes; Lamniformes; Lamnidae.